AUGGCUUCGCAAGGGACAGGAUACGACCUGUCAUCGUCGACCUACUCGCCUGACGGCCGCAUCUUCCAGAUCGAAUACGCUCAAAAGGCCACCGAGAACGCCGGGACAGUCAUUGGGCUCAAGUGCAGCGAUGGUAUCCUCCUCGCUGUAGAGAAGCUGGUGCAGACCAAGCUCCUUGUGCCAGGCAGCAACAAGCGAAUCUUCACAAUUGACCACCAUGCUGGCGUUGCGAGCGCGGGUCUUAUUGCCGAUGGAAAGCACCUCGCGGGUCGAGCAAGGAGCGAGGCUCUCAACUUCCGCGACACCUACAGGUAUCCAACUCCAAUCAAGGCCCUCUCGGAUCGGUUGGCCCUCUACGUGCAGGCAUACACACUCUAUUCGUCCGUUCGACCAUUUGGCAUUGCGUCAAUCAUCGGCGGUGUUGAUGCAGAUGGGCCACAGCUCUAUAUGCUCGAGCCAAGCGGGGUCUAUUGGGGCUACAAUGGAUGCGCAAUUGGCAAGGGCCGACAGUUGGCAAAGACGGAGAUCGAGAAAUUGAGUUUGGGGAAGGAUGGCAUGAAGGUGGCCGAUGCUGUUCAACAUGCUGCCAACAUCAUCUACAAAUGCCACGACGAUGCCAAGGACAAGGACUUCGAGCUCGAGAUCUCUUGGAUCUGCCCAGAAUCUGGCGGAAAACAUCAAACAGUACCGGCUGAGAUUGUUGCAGAGGCCGGCCGGAAGGCAAAGGAGGCGCUCGAUGACGAGAUGGAAGAUUGA
Acaromyces ingoldii is the source of this 756-nucleotide messenger RNA. Its product is annotated as N-terminal nucleophile aminohydrolase. The transcript has 5 exons. Gene Ontology annotation, cellular component: proteasome core complex; nucleus; proteasome core complex, alpha-subunit complex. Bases 1 to 756 code for a protein of 251 amino acids. The record is from RefSeq and is a predicted model, not a curated record. NCBI's taxonomy places the organism in Eukaryota, Fungi, Basidiomycota, Exobasidiomycetes, Exobasidiales, Cryptobasidiaceae. Gene Ontology annotation, biological process: ubiquitin-dependent protein catabolic process.